AUGGGGUUUCGUCCGGACCAUUUUCGUGAUGAGUCCAAGCAUGGCUUCUACAUCUACAACGUGCUGGCCGGGGUGUGUUAUCAAAAUUCUGAUCCACUCGAGAAGCUCUGCAAGUAUCUUGUAUGCCUCACCAGCCGGACGCCGCGCACCACCGGGGAGCUUGUAUCCUUCUUCCACAAUUUCGGGAAUACGCUGCACCUACCAUCUUCAGAGUUGUCCAAGCUGGGCUCCGCCCUCUCCAAGACACAUGGCCACUGCCCGAAGUGGGACCGUCUAGAGGCCGCCGACCUCCGAGUCGUCCAGCGCAUCCGAGGCUCCGCCCCUCCCACCUUCAACCACGACCAAGACCAUGCCGAGACCCUGUCCACACUACUGGGUUGCGGCAUCACAAAUGCCAACUGCCCACAGCAUUUCACGCCCAUCACCUAUAGGGCCUACGCCCUGUACUCUUCCACCUUCGUCCACCACUACCUCAGCUGGACGGUGUACCUGGCAGACAGACUGUGGGAGUCAUUGCUCAGGCUUCACUAUGAUCUCAAGAUCCUUCACCGCCACGACUCCAAGGUCAAGCCCAUCCACCAGUGUCCCCAUGCCAUGCCCCUCCUGUACUCUCACGGGUUCACACCACCGGAGGGUAUAGCGCAGUCGUCACUCACAUGUUCCAAGGUUGUCGCCAAUCUGAGGGAAGUGGUCGCCGGUCAGCCUAUCGCAAGUCUUAUGACCGCCAUGGACACAUUCCUCUACGGCAUCCGUCUACCAUUCCUCUACACUCUGUUCACAUUGUGGUCUAUCGCCACACUCUACAUAGCACACGCAACGCUAUAUCGUCUGGACGUCCUGUGCAUACUCUACACAGCCGUGCUUUCCAUGAGCACCGCUGUUGAUCUCGCGAGCGUACAUAAUCUCGUUGUCUCCAAAGUACUUAGUAGAUUCUAUUGGUUGCUUCGUUGA
Babesia ovata is the source of this 951-nucleotide messenger RNA. Its product is annotated as ribosome binding protein. The record is from RefSeq and is a predicted model, not a curated record. Bases 1 to 951 code for a protein of 316 amino acids. The transcript has a single exon. NCBI's taxonomy places the organism in Eukaryota, Apicomplexa, Aconoidasida, Piroplasmida, Babesiidae.